Molecule: messenger RNA, 1062 nt
Organism: Aspergillus affinis
Lineage: Eukaryota; Fungi; Ascomycota; Eurotiomycetes; Eurotiales; Aspergillaceae
Gene: kae1
Product: O-sialoglycoprotein endopeptidase
Exons: 2
Coding region: 1-1062 (353 amino acids)
Biological process (GO): tRNA threonylcarbamoyladenosine modification
Cellular component (GO): cytoplasm; EKC/KEOPS complex
Source: RefSeq, a predicted model, not a curated record
AUGAUCGCCAUCGGUAUGGAGGGCUCUGCCAACAAGCUUGGCGUGGGCAUCAUGUUGCAUCCCGAGGAUGGCAGCCCCCCGCAGGUGCUCGCGAACAUCCGGCACACCUACGUCUCUCCGCCCGGCGAGGGUUUUCUCCCCAAGGACACGGCCCGCCAUCAUCGGUCCUGGGUGGUCAAGUUGGUCAAGAAGGCGCUCAAGGAGGCUCGGUUGUCUGUCCGCGAUGUGGAUUGUAUUUGUUUCACGAAAGGACCCGGCAUGGGUGCCCCUCUGCAGAGCGUCGCGAUUGCCGCCCGCAUGCUGAGUUUGCUCUGGGACAAGGAAUUGGUGGGUGUGAACCACUGUGUUGGACACAUUGAGAUGGGCCGACUCAUCACCGGCUCCACCAACCCGGUCGUCCUCUACGUGUCGGGAGGAAACACACAGGUGAUCGCAUACAGCUCGCAACGAUACCGCAUCUUCGGCGAGACCCUGGACAUCGCAGUCGGCAAUUGUCUUGACCGAUUUGCGCGCACGUUACACAUCUCCAAUGACCCGGCCCCGGGAUACAACAUCGAACAACUAGCGAAGAAGGGACAACAACUGGUCGACUUGCCGUACACGGUGAAGGGCAUGGACUGCUCCUUCUCGGGGAUACUGGCGGCGAUCGACGGAUUGGCCGCGACGUAUGGGCUGGGCGGAGAAGAGAAGCCGGGCAACCUGAGCGCUGCAGAUGCCGACCGACCGACCCGGGAGGACCUGUGCUUCUCGCUGCAAGAAACGAUCUUCUCCAUGCUGGUUGAGAUCACCGAGCGCGCGAUGGCGCAUGUCGGCUCAAAGGAGGUGCUCAUCGUGGGUGGGGUCGGCUGCAACGAACGACUACAAGAGAUGAUGGGGAUUAUGGCUCGAGAUCGAGGAGGUAGUGUACAUGCGACGGAUGAGAGGUUCUGUAUUGACAAUGGGAUUAUGAUUGCGCAGGCGGGGAUGCUUGCAUACAAGACCGGUUUCACGACGCCUCUGAAAGACUCCACCUGCACGCAGCGUUUUCGGACGGACGAUGUGUUUGUCAAAUGGAGAGAUUAG